Molecule: messenger RNA, 1077 nt
Organism: Emys orbicularis (European pond turtle)
Lineage: Eukaryota; Metazoa; Chordata; Testudines; Emydidae
Product: zinc finger protein RFP-like
Exons: 6
Coding region: 1-1077 (358 amino acids)
Biological process (GO): protein ubiquitination
Cellular component (GO): cytoplasm
Molecular function (GO): ubiquitin protein ligase activity; protein binding
Source: RefSeq, a predicted model, not a curated record
AUGAAACCUCCCAAAUCAUUUCUGUUUCUCCAGGAAAGAAUCCAGGCCCAUUUGAAGACUCUGAGGGAAGAGAGAGAAAAGCUGCUGGGAUUGAAAGCGACUGGAGAGGGGAAGAGCCGGGAGUAUCUGAAACAAACACAAACCGAGAGGCAGAAGAUUGUGACUGAAUUUCAGCAACUGCAGCAGUUCCUGGAGGAACACGAGCGACUUCUGCUGGCCCAGCUGGAGAAGCUGGACAAGGAGAUUGUGAGGAUUCAGAAUGAAAAUGUCAGUAAACUCUCCGAGCAGAUUUCCCAUCUCAGUGAGCUGAUCAGUGAGCUGGAGGGGAAGUGUCAGAAGCCAGCGAGUGAAUUCCUGCAGGAUGUCAGAAGCACCUUGAGCAGGUGUGAGAAGAGGAAGUUUGAGCAGCCAGAGGAGAUUUCUCCUGAACUGGAAGAGCAAGUCAGCGAUUUCUCCCAGAAAACUAUUGUGCUAUCGGAGACUCUGAGGAAGGUCAAAGACACUCUGCUGUCUGAAUUGGAGAGAAAAAGGGGAGAAUCAUUUGGAGCACACAGACAGGUGAAUGUGACUCUGGAUCCAGACACGGCUCAUCCCUGGCUUGUCCUGUCUGAGGAUCAGAAAAGUGUGAGACGGGGAGACACACAGCAGCGACUGCCCAACUACCCUGAGAGAUUUGACUGUUGGGCCUGUGUGCUGGGCUGUGAGGGAUUCUCCUCAGGGAGACAUUGCUGGGAGGUGGAGAUGGGUGAUGGGGACCUCUGGGCUGUGGGGGUGGCCAAAGAGUCUGUGAGGAGGAAGGGAGAGAUCAGCCCUAGCCCUGAGGGGGGGAUCUGGGCUGUGCAGUGGUGCUGGUGGGGUCAGUUCCAGGCUCUCACCUCCCCUGUGACCCCCCUGCCCCUGAGCCGGGUCCCCAGUAGGAUCCGGGUUUGUCUGGACUGUGACCGGGGGCAGGUGACAUUUAUCGAUGCUGGUGAUGGGGCCCCGAUCUUCACUUUCCCGCCGGGCUCCGUCCCUGGGGAGAGAAUCCGACCCUGGCUCCGGGUGGGGGUGGGAUCCCAGCUCAGCCUGUGUCCCUGA